CGGUCCAUGCCGUCCUUUAGAGCAUUCCCCGAUAUAUAAGAUGGCGUGAGGGUCGCCCGCGGUUAAAACGGAUGAUAGACACGGGCGAUCAUGGCGCAUCGUUACUCUCUCCAUCUUUCUUUGCUCUACGCAACGUGCUGAUGGUGGGGUUGCCAUUGGCGAUCUAUUUCGCGAUGGCGUGACGUCACGCUCUCAGUCAACAGCGCGGUAGCAUGGACUGAGCAUCAUGCGUGCAACAAGAUAGAUUUUCUUGCGGUGAUUAGCCGUUUUCCACUCGCAAUUAAAAGUCGGUGUAUUCCCUCGCUCGUUACUACUACUCAAAGUCGUCCGUUUACACGGUACAUCAAAAAUGCCAGGCGAAGUGAUUGAUCGCCCAAACCCAGAGGCAACGCCCUCGCACAUACCGGACGACAUCCUGUCGCUCAGUGUCAAGUUGGAAAAGAACACACAAUCUAAUCAUGAUUUGGAAUCCAUACAGGCGUUCCGGCGCGCGGCAUCGUACAUUGCAGCGGCCAUGAUUUUCUUGAAGGACAAUGUGUUACUGGAUAGGGAUCUGACAUUCGAUGAUAUCAAGCCUCGGUUACUGGGACAUUGGGGAACAUGUCCCGGUCUGAUUCUAGUCUACGCCCACUUGAAUUACCUCAUCCACAAGCAUGACCUCAACAUGAUUUACGUCGUUGGUCCCGGCCACGGCGCUCCAGCCAUCCUAGCUUCUCUGUGGUUGGAAGGUUCCAUGGGCAAAUUCCUGCCAGAGUAUAGUCGAACCCGAGACGGAUUGCACAACCUAAUCACCCGAUUCUCGACACCUGGUGGACCGCCAUCCCACAUCAAUGCCGAGACCCCUGGUGCCAUUCACGAGGGAGGGGAGCUGGGAUAUGCUCUCUCUGUGAGUUUCGGCGCCGUCAUGGACAAGCCGGAUCUCAUCGUAACCUGUGUGGUUGGUGACGGUGAAGCCGAGACGGGUCCUACCGCCGCUGCAUGGCAUGGCUACAAGUACAUCGAUCCUGCAGAGUCGGGCGCCGUCAUCCCCAUCGUUCAUGUCAACGGCUUCAAGAUCAGCGAGCGGACCAUCUACGGAUGCAUGGACGACAAGGAACUUACGGCUCUCUUCACGGGUUAUGGGUAUCAACCCCGCUUCAUAGAGGAUCUGGAAGAUAUCGACGCAGACAUGGCCACCUCGCUCGAGUGGGCAGUCACCGAGAUCAGAAAGAUCCAGUCGGCGGCGAGGUCAGGGAAUCCGAUCAUGAAACCUCGGUGGCCCGUCAUUAUCCUGCGAACGCCCAAGGGAUGGGGUUGCCCGAAGCAGGUGGACGGCGAGUUUGUUGAAGGAUCCUUCCACGCCCAUCAGGUGCCCUUGACGAAGGCAAAGUCCGACAAGCAGCAUCUGAGGGAUCUACAGGCCUGGCUUAAGUCGUAUGGCCCCGAGGAGCUGUUCAAAGAGGAUGGAACACCGGUCGAGCGCAUACUCGAUGUGAUUCCCGCAGACGACGCCAAGAAAAUGGGACAGCUCAAGGAGACGUAUGAUCCAUACCUUGGGAUCGAGGUCCCAGACUGGAUGCCGUUGGCCGCAGAGAAAGGGACCGAAGCCUCCUCGAUGCAACGCUGCGGCGAGCUCAUGGACAGAGCGUUCCAAGCCAACCCUCGCACACUGCGCAUCUUCUCACCGGAUGAGCUUGUCAGCAACAAGUUGAACGCCGUCUUCAACAAUACGGGUCGAAACUUUCAGUGGGAUCAAUACUCGAACGCGCAAGGUGGUCGCGUCAUCGAGAUACUGUCGGAACAUACCUGCCAGGGAUUCCUCCAGGGAUAUGUUUUGACAGGCCGUGUCGGUUUGUUUCCCUCGUACGAGUCAUUCCUGGGCAUAGUCCACACGAUGAUGGUCCAAUAUGCCAAAUUUGGAAAAAUGGCUCAAGAGACGUCGUGGCGCCGUCCAGUGGGCAGUCUGAACUAUAUCGAAACGUCAACCUGGACGAGGCAAGAGCACAACGGCUUCAGCCACCAAAACCCAUCCUUUAUCGGCGCCGUGCUCGACCUCAAGCCAACCGCUGCACGUGUCUACCUUCCACCGGACGCGAACUGCUUCCUGUCCACCCUCGCCCACUGCCUCCGCUCCAAGAACUACAUCAACCUGAUGGUCGGCUCCAAGCAGCCCAGCCCCGUCUUCCUCUCCCCCCAGGAAGCCGACGCCCACUGCCGAGCCGGCGCCUCCGUCUGGGAAUUCGCCAGCACAGACAAAGGCCUAAACCCGGACGUCGUCCUCGUCGGCGUCGGCGCAGAGCUGACCUUCGAAGUCGUCAAGGCCGCCGAGCUCCUCCGCGACCUGGCGCCCGAACUUCGCGUGCGCGUCUGCAACGUCACGGACCUCAUGGUGCUUGAGACGGAAGGCAUCCAUCCUCAUGCAUUGACGAAGCAGGAUUUCGACGCCCUGUUCACGCCGGAUCGGGCCGUCCAUUUCAAUUACCAUGGCUAUGCGACGGAGCUUAAGGGAUUGCUGUUUGCGCGCCAUGGCGCGGAUCGUAUCACCGUUGAGGGGUAUAGGGAGGAGGGGUCUACGACGACGCCGUUCGAUAUGAUGCUGUUGAAUCAUGUCUCGCGGUAUCAUGUCAUGGAGUAUGCGCUGCGGGGUGGAGCGAGGGUGAAUGAGCAGGUGAGGGUGAGGUUGGUGCCGCUGCUUGCGGAGGUCAAGCAUCGGAUUCAGAAGACGAGGGAGUAUAUUUAUAGGGAGGGGAAGGAUCCGGAGGGGACGUAUGAUUUGGGUUUGGUUAGAGGGGCUGGGGGUGGGGGGGUGCUAUAUGAGGGAUAAAGGUUGAGGUUGUUAUGUGAGACGAUGUAAUGAUGUAUGCAUAUACUCAUGAAUCUUUAUUUUCUGUAGACUUUACCAGGCGUUGGCGCCUCAGUAAAAUGCUAUGAUGGCGGGAGGUUAGUUUGCCG
This is a messenger RNA of Westerdykella ornata, 2931 nucleotides long. RefSeq names its product D-xylulose 5-phosphate/D-fructose 6-phosphate phosphoketolase. Bases 350 to 2803 code for a protein of 817 amino acids. Gene Ontology annotation, biological process: carbohydrate metabolic process. The transcript is spliced from 3 exons. Gene Ontology annotation, molecular function: aldehyde-lyase activity. NCBI's taxonomy places the organism in Eukaryota, Fungi, Ascomycota, Dothideomycetes, Pleosporales, Sporormiaceae. The record is from RefSeq and is a predicted model, not a curated record.